Messenger RNA from Octodon degus (degu), 1935 nucleotides. RefSeq names its product transmembrane protein 150C (gene Tmem150c). The record is from RefSeq and is a predicted model, not a curated record. Lineage: Eukaryota; Metazoa; Chordata; Mammalia; Rodentia; Octodontidae. The transcript has 9 exons. Bases 283 to 1032 code for a protein of 249 amino acids.
AGAGCACUGACAUCCUGGCAUUGCCCACACUUUCCUGACGCAGGCACUUUGGCCUCACAAUGCACCUGCCUCUUGUCUCAGUUCUUUUGUGGAAGACUUAAGAACCCAUGACAGCCACUGUUUCUGCAACAUCAUCAGGACCUGGCCCCGUCGUGGCCCACAGGCAGCGCUGAUCCUGGAGCUCCGAGACUCGCUUUCUUCUUCUCGGCACCUAUCGGUUCUCAGCACCUCACUUCAAUCUUCAGCCACUGCAGACCUGUCACAGCACCAAGCGGUGCAGGCAUGGAUGGGAAGAAAUGCAGCGUCUGGAUGUUUCUGCCUCUUGUCUUCACUUUGUUCACUUCAGCUGGGCUGUGGAUAGUAUACUUUAUAGCUGUGGAAGAUGACAAAAUUUUACCAUUAAAUUCAGCUGAAAGGAAGCCCGGUGUGAAGCGUGCGCCUUAUAUAAGCAUUGCAGGUGACGAUCCUCCUGCCAGCUGUGUGUUCAGUCAGGUCAUGAACAUGGCAGCGUUCCUAGCUCUGGUAGUGGCUGUUCUGCGCUUCAUACAACUGAAACCAAAAGUUCUGAACCCAUGGCUGAACGUUAGCGGCUUGGUGGCGCUGUGCCUGGCCUCCUUUGGAAUGACCUUACUCGGUAAUUUUCAGCUCGCGAAUGAUGAAGAAAUCCACAACGUGGGAACGUCCUUGACCUUUGGAUUUGGCACACUGACCUGCUGGAUCCAGGCUGCCCUGACACUCAAAGUCAACAUUAAGAACGAAGGACGGAAAGCUGGAAUCCCACGGGUGAUUCUGUCUGCACUGAUCACUCUCUGUGUCGUCCUCUACUUCAUCCUCAUGGCCCAGGACAUCCACAUGUACGCAGCCCGGGUGCAGUGGGGCCUGGUCAUGUGCUUCCUGUCGUACUUUGGCACCUUCGCUGUGGAGUUCCGCCACUACCGCUAUGAGAUCGUGUGUUCCGAGUACCAGGAGAAUUUCCUAAGCUUCUCCGAAAGUCUGUCCGAAGCCUCUGAGUAUCAGACCGACCAGGUGUAGCCCGUCAGUCUGUCCUUGCUGGUGAGAUUGGUGUGGUGGCAGGGGAGGGGCAGGAGGGCACGCUGACAGAAAGUGACACCUCGCUUCACGACACACUCCACACACACACACACACACACGCACACACACACACACGUUCAUGGCUUUGUUUGCCAAACAAGCUUUGUAGGGCAAGUUGUUUCUUUAAUGAAAAGCACAAGCCCUUGUGUGUCAAAGUACAUGCUGUUACACUGAAAAAUUAUGCACACCAGAGCCAGAAGCUUGUGCAUGGUCACCUCUGUCUCCUGCCCAUCCCAGGACACUGUGCUCUUCUGCGUUCUGUGUCUCAUGUGACCUCCCUCCCUUGGAGAAGGUGGGCCAGAUGUGACAGGGGCUGAUGCCCACUCCCUAAGUUGCCUUCAGGUCCCGAGGGCUUGGAACAAAUACAUGAGAAAGUUGUGACCCUCCUGGAGUGGAUAAUCGGUGUCAUUUGCCUGGAUGGACACUGGGUGGACAGGUGACCCUGAAUAGCCCGAAAGAAAGCACGGACAGAACUUCCCCAGGAACACUGUCUUCACCAUCACCCCGCAGUUGGCUGUGUGGCCCCAGUGAAAGGGGUCUGCGACUGUGUUCAAGGGAAGGUGCAGCCGUGAUGGGCCCUGAGCCACAGUACCUGAGAAACACCCACAGAUGUGAACAUUCACAGGGACGUGGUCUGCGGGACCUGGCGCGGAGAGGGGUUUAAUUUUGUUUCCACAGUAAGUCAUGUACAGUUUUUGUUUUAUAGUUCAUGGUUUACCUUUUUAAAAAAAAAAAAAAUAACAAAAGUAACUCAUGAGUGUCCAGAUUUCAUGGAUAAAGACAGGAGACCAAAGGCAAGAACUGAGCUUGUUUUGAUUAAAACAUGAAAAUAGAAAAAAAAAA